Molecule: messenger RNA, 3618 nt
Organism: Trichosporon asahii var. asahii CBS 2479
Lineage: Eukaryota; Fungi; Basidiomycota; Tremellomycetes; Trichosporonales; Trichosporonaceae
Product: cdk-related kinase, Crk1
Exons: 3
Coding region: 1-3618 (1205 amino acids)
Biological process (GO): intracellular signal transduction; protein phosphorylation
Cellular component (GO): cytoplasm; nucleus
Molecular function (GO): ATP binding; protein serine/threonine kinase activity
Source: RefSeq, a predicted model, not a curated record
AUGCUGCAGCACGCCUCCGGUGCCAGCAUGAUGCCGCUGCAUCACCCCUCACCGGCAGCGGUCAUGGGCCCCUCUCAUCACCACCCCCGACCGCCGCAUGAGCACCACCAGCAGCACUACCCGCAGCCCCCGCCUCACCAGCACCCGCACCAGGUCUACUCGAGUAACGCUGCGGCCUCGACUUCCAGUGUCGCUCUCGCCUGCCCCGGCCCUUCGUCGUCUUCCUCGACGUAUCCAUACCAGCAGUCGAACCACUCGAACCCCUACCUGCACCCGGCUUCCAGUUCCCAACGGUCGUUGGAAUCUUACCCCCAGCAGCCUCCACUCUACCGGCACACACGACCACCCGUUCCGACAGGGUCUCAGGCGCUGUCCCUUUCACUUUCGCAGAACUCGCAAGGUCCUUCGCCAUCGUCGACUUCAUAUCUUCCGACGCCGCCGCUGCAAGCUCCCGGACCAACCGGACCACCACCGCCAGGAGGACAGCACAAGUUCCUGCAGCAGCAGCAACAGCCGUGGCAGGGUGGUGCACCCCCACCCCACCACUAUGAAUAUUCGCGACCGGCACCCCUGCAACCCGCACCGCCCGCACACCGCUCUUCAAACUCGCAUCUCCCUUCGCCGUUGGAACCUCCCUCUCGCCGGAGCUCUGGCAGCGGCGCCGCCAUGGCCAUGCAGCAGCAACGCUCGCGACCACCCUACGACGACGGCCGAGUAGGCGUCGAGGACCCAUGUUCCGAUCGCAAGUACACUGAAAUUAAGAUGCUCGGUGACGGAUCCUUCGGCACCGUCUGGCUCUGCGACUGGCACUCUCCUGUGCGGCCAGAGGUCAUGCUGAGCGCUAUGCAGUGCGGCGCCGGCGCUCGAUCGGAGUGGACGGGCAAGCGUCUCGUCGCCGUCAAGCGCAUGAAGCGCGUGUGGGAGGGCGGAUGGGCCCAGGCGAAGACUCUGGGCGAGCUUGUCUCUCUGCGCAAGCUCUCGCCGCACCCUGCCAUCAUCCCGCUUUACGACGCAUUCAUCUCGCCGACAAAUGGCGGGCUCUUUUUUGUGUUUGAGUGCAUGGAGGGAAACCUUUAUCAGUUGACAAAGUCACGUAAAGGCAAACCUUUCGUCGCCGGACUCAUCGCGAGCUGCUUCCACCAGCUCGUCGGCGGCCUGCACCAUAUUCACCGCAACGGCUACUUUCACCGCGAUCUCAAGCCUGAGAACUUGCUUGUCACGACGACCGGGCUGUGCGACUAUCUCACGAUCCCUGCGCUAAGGGAGAUCAACGAACGGCGCAAGCUGGGCUACCACGACGACUCGGCUGCUGUUAAUCUCACGCCGGACAAGCUAGAGAGUGACGUCCAGGUUAUCAUCAAAUUGGCCGACUUUGGUCUCGCUAGGGCCAUUGAUUCAACCCCGCCCUACACCGAGUACGUGUCGACGCGAUGGUACCGCGCUCCCGAGGUUCUUCUGCGCUCGCCUCAAUACGGCGCACCAGUUGACAUGUGGGCGCUUGGCACGAUCCUCGCCGAGGUCAUCAACCUCAAGCCCCUGUUCCCUGGCGUCAGCGAGCACGACCAAGUGUACCGCAUUGCGGAGAGCCUGGGAGAACCCAGCGACGAAUUCGGUGUCGACGAGCGCGGUCGCCCGAUCGGUGGUGGUGCAUGGAACACUGGUGUCAAGAUGUCCAAGAAGAUGGGCUUCCAGUUCCCGAAGAAGGCGCCCAAGCACUUCAACUCGCUGUUCCCCAAGACGACGCCCAUGUCGCUCAUCGAUUGCAUUGCCGAUCUGCUGCGCUACGACCCCAAGCGCCGUAUCACCGCGGCUCAGUGCACGAACCACCCCUACUUCCACGAGACGCUUCCUCACAUCCGCCAAACGCCGCUCAUUCCAGAGAUCCCCUUCCAUGUCGGUCAGCCGCCCCGUGGCCAGCGCCAACCUCGCCAAGCCGCGCCCGCCGCUGCGCCUCAGCAGCAGCAGCCUCCUCAGCAGGCGGCGCAGGCCCAGCCUCAGCCGCCCAAGCAGCCGGCUCAGCCUGCUGACGCUGCCGGACGCGCUUCUGCUCCGCAGCAUCUCCGCGUCCAGGCACCGCAGCACAUGUCGAUCCCGCCACCGCAGGUUUCACCUGUCGAGAUCCGGACACCCGAGCAGGCUGCGCAGAUGCAGCAGCAACAGCAGUCGCACCUGUUUCCCGCCGCCGUCCCUCUGCAGCGCGAGGGAUCCGCCGCCUCCGCCAUCGUGCACCAGCUGCGUGCGCUCGAGAUGCCCCGCGACGAGCUCAGCCCGUACCGUCGCCGCGGUUCCGAUGACAGGCGCUCGUCCAUGGCUCAGUCCAUGGCCGUCGACACGCCCGGCGGCUCGCCAUCGAACCCGUCGUACGUCAGUCUCCUGUCCACUGCCAAUCUCGACCGCGUUGCGCACCCGAGCCAGCAUGACCGCGCCCCUCCCCAUGUCCUCGCGUACGUCAACCAGCAGGCGGCCUACCACCGCCAGCAGGCUACCGACUCGGGCACGCUCUCGACUCCCAGUCUCGUUGCCUUUGAGCACGGCGCCUCGCCCCGCGGCUCAUACCACCAGGACAUGUCGAGCCCGCAGUCCGAAUCAACGACGCCGUCGCCGCUGCACCCCGCCAGCCCAGACGACACGAAUGUGUCUCUCCCGACUGUGCCCGUGUCGCAGCUGCAGUCGAAGAAGAAUGGCAAGUGGAACUUUGGCUCAGUGUCGCGCAAGAACCUCUCUAGCAUCAAGGAGGCGCUGCCGCACCCGGGUCUGAAGCGUACGCAGUCUGGUAGCCGCGCACAGGACCGCGAGGGCGCUCCUCCCCCCACGGAGCAGCCGCUCACGAAGAAGGAGCAGGAGCGUGAGCUCGCCCUGGCCAAGCGCGAGGCGGCCGACCGCGCGCAAAAGGAGCGUGCCCGCGCCGUACUCGCCAAGCGCAACCAGCUCAUCGCCGAGAUUGGGCCCAAGCCUACAGAUGUGCACUUCAAUUACGAGCACGGCUCGUCGCGCCACAACCUGCACAGCUACGACAUGGGCUCAUACGAGCUCAUCAACAGCAGCAGCUCUUUAGCUGUUAACGGCUCUGGCCCCGAGUCGGACGACGACGCGAGCAGCCGCUCCAAAGCUCGCAAGACGACCGAGGACGACGAUCACUCGUCUUUGGGCCGGUACAAGGGCCGCGCGGUCGUGAACGGAUCGCACAGCGACAGCCGCCGUCUGCGCGAUGUCUGGCCCGAGGCGCACGGCGGCCAGCGCCGUCCCUCCGGUCCGCAGGCGUACUCGUACCGCGGCAACAACUCGCGCUCCACGCCGAGUCUCCCGGGACACUGGACGGGGAGCGAAUCCUCGCUCGCGAGCCAGUGGGCCAUCAACGCGAAUGUCGCGUCGGAAAGCUGCCUCAUCAAGAGCCAGCACCUUCCCUACCAGACUGGUCCCCGCCCCGUCUCGGACCUCUACACGUAUGCGCCCCAGCACAACCGCUCCCACGGUCCUCACGGCUCUCACGGCCCUCACGGUCCCCACGGCCCGCACCAGCACGCGCCGUACCACGCCCCCGUGUCCCCGACGCAGGCACUUCCGCCCUUCAGCACGAUCGCCGAAGUGGCCGACCACCGCGAGCAGACUCACGCUUGA